AUGCCCCAACCAGCGGAUCUGCGAAGAAAACUCGUCAUUGUCGGCGACGGAGCCUGCGGCAAGACCUGUCUGCUGAUUGUCUUCGCGAAGGGCACCUUCCCGGAGGUGUACGUGCCCACCGUGUUUGAGAACUACGUGGCCGACGUGGAGAUUGACGGCCGACGAGUGGAGCUGGCCCUGUGGGAUACCGCCGGCCAGGAGGAUUACGACCGACUGCGACCCCUGUCCUACCCCGACGCCAACGUCAUCAUCAUCUGCUUCGCCAUCGACAGCCCCGACUCGCUCGACAACGUGCAGGAGAAGUGGAUCUCCGAGGUGCUGCACUUUUGCCAGGGCGUGCCUAUUCUGCUGGUCGGUUGCAAGGUCGACCUGCGAAACGACCCCAAGACCAUCGAGGAGCUGAGAAGAACGUCCCAGCGACCCGUCACGACCGAGGAGGGAAAUGCCGUGGCCCAGAAGAUUGGCGCCGGCAAGUACCUGGAGUGCUCUGCCCGAACCCACGACGGAGUGAGAGAGGUCUUCGAGCAUGCCACCCGAGCUGCCCUGACUGCCCACGGCCAGAAGGGCUCCAAGAGCUCCAGCAGAGAGGGCAAGAAAAAGUGUUUGAUUUUGUAA
Yarrowia lipolytica CLIB122 is the source of this 615-nucleotide messenger RNA. RefSeq lists its product as uncharacterized. Lineage: Eukaryota; Fungi; Ascomycota; Dipodascomycetes; Dipodascales. Gene Ontology annotation, cellular component: cytosol. Gene Ontology annotation, biological process: small GTPase-mediated signal transduction. The record is from RefSeq and is a predicted model, not a curated record. Gene Ontology annotation, molecular function: protein kinase binding; GTPase activity; GTP binding.